This is a messenger RNA of Arctia plantaginis, 225 nucleotides long. Lineage: Eukaryota; Metazoa; Arthropoda; Insecta; Lepidoptera; Erebidae. The record is from the annotation of a GenBank genome assembly.
AUGGAUUUAAUUUCGGGUAUAUUCUAUUAUUUUAUACUAAUCCUGGUUCUUGCACCGAAUCCUGGGUUAAGCAAGGACUACGCAAACACGGAUGUAUUCGCAAAUAACAGAAGAUAUUAUAUUAUAACCAAAAAAGAGCUGUCGGGUUUCGCUCCAAAUAUGGACAGGAAGACGAAGAGAAAAGUCAACUUUAAGCACAUUCCUUCACUUUGGACAAAUAAAUGA